Exaiptasia diaphana is the source of this 986-nucleotide messenger RNA. Its product is annotated as nicotinamide N-methyltransferase. Gene Ontology annotation, cellular component: cytosol. The coding region runs from base 178 to 978 and encodes 266 amino acids. Gene Ontology annotation, molecular function: N-methyltransferase activity. NCBI's taxonomy places the organism in Eukaryota, Metazoa, Cnidaria, Anthozoa, Actiniaria, Aiptasiidae. The transcript has a single exon. The record is from RefSeq and is a predicted model, not a curated record.
CUACACAUCACUGCUUCACCACCUUAGUCUCCUCGCAACCGUAUUUGUAGUUUCGGUCACGCGUAACACAACCGUAACACAACUAAACAUUCUAAACACAGCUGCGAACAGACAGCCUCCACGUCUGCAUUAGUCUAGCAUUAAAGCUUGCAUCUACACAGCUUCUUGCCGAUCAUCAUGAGUACCAGUUAUCAAAGUUCUUUUGAYCCUAAAGCAUACUUUGAAUGCUAUUUUAACGACCCCAAAAAGAUAGACACUUUUCCACUUGAAAAGCAAAAUCACUUUUGGAGCGAUGUUGUUAAGGAUAUUAAUGUUGCGAGCAUGCUGGAGUAUGGAGCUGGACCAACCAUCUCAAGAUUUAUAAGUGCAUCCCAUUACGCUCAGAAYAUUAUCGCUGCAGAGUACUUAGAAUCAAAUCGMAAGGYUCUGCAAGACUGGAUUACUCAAGACCCAAAGGCAUUCAAUUGGAGACCUUAUUUUGAGUAUGUKGUACAAACUCUUGAAGGAAAGUCAUCAGAAGAAGUUGACAAAAGAGAAUCUGAAGUCAGAGAAAAGAUUAAAGCUAUCGUACCCUGCGACCUAAAGUCACCAUCAAACCGUCUUGAGAUUCCCAGUCACAUAUCUGCAAAGUAUGGUCCGCCGUUCGACGUUGUUUCUUCGUGUUUAUGCCUCGAAGCAGUCGUUGRAUGCGAGAARGAGUACAAAGAGGCAAUGGCYUWCCUUGCCAAGCUGGUUCGUCCUGGUGGGUACCUCGUCAUGAUUGGUACAAUAGGAUGCACCUUUUACACUGUCGACGGCAAAAGGUUCGACAACUUUCCAAAUACAAAAGAGUUGGUCUUGGAGAGCAUGUCGAAUGCUGGAUUAAACGAAGUUGUGUUUGAAUGUGCAGAAGAAAAAUCUGUCGACUUUGAAAGGAAAGGGGGAYCUGAUUUGUAUGAUGGAGAUGGAUUCUUCUUUGCUUAUGGGCGUAGAGAAUAAGCGAAUAA